This is a messenger RNA of Rosa rugosa (rugosa rose), 1055 nucleotides long. Its product is annotated as NDR1/HIN1-like protein 10. Lineage: Eukaryota; Viridiplantae; Streptophyta; Magnoliopsida; Rosales; Rosaceae. The transcript has a single exon. The record is from RefSeq and is a predicted model, not a curated record. Gene Ontology annotation, biological process: defense response to other organism. The coding region runs from base 92 to 775 and encodes 227 amino acids.
UUUUCCAAUCUUCUUCACCCAAUUCAAUUCUUUCAACAGUUUUAAGUAUACAUUCUAUUUACUUCGGCUUCAUCUCAGCUAGCCAGCUUCCAUGUCAGAGAAACAAGCCCACUUGAAUGGAGCCUAUUACGGCCCAUCAAUCCCGCCAACAAAAGACUACCACCGCCCCGGCCGCGGCGGAGGUCCCAUUGGCUGCUGCUGCAGCUGCAUCUUCGGCCUCGUCUUCAAGCUCAUCUUCACCGCAGUCGUCUUCAUGGGAUUAGCCUUCCUUGUCUUCUGGCUCAUAGUCAGGCCAACCAGAGUCAAGUUUCACGUCACCGAUGCCACGCUCACGCAAUUCAACUUCUCCACAGAUAGCAACCUGCACUACAACCUUGCCCUCAACCUCACCAUCCGAAACCCCAACAAGAAGAUCGGUGUCUACUACGAUCGCAUUGAAGCCAGAGCUCUUUACGAGGGCCAGAGGUUUAGUACGGUCACCCUCACGCCAUUUUACCAAGGCCACAAAACCACAAACGUUUUGAACCCGGUGUUUCAGGGACAGCAAUUGAUUGUUGGAUCCAACUUGCUUGAUGAGUUUAAUCAACAGAAGAGUGCAGGGGUUUACGAGAUUGAGAUGAAGCUUUAUUUGAGGAUUCGGUUCAAGUUGGGUAGAAUCAAGACCGGAAAGUUCAAGCCUAGAAUUGAGUGUGACUUGAAGGUUCCUUUGAACCAGAAUGGGAAUUCAGUUGGUACUUUUCAGACUGAGAAGUGCUCCAUUAAUUACUUCAAUUGAUAAUUCUUGCUCGUUUAUGGCGGAGCAGAGACAUCACCCUUGGUAGCAUGCUGACUAGCAAGUGCCACAUUGAUUAUUAUAUUUCUGAUCUUGUUCAUCCUGAUACAUUGAUGUAUAGGGAACCCGUCUUUACGAGAAUACGAGUAGUACCUACAGUCUUGAUUCCUUCAUUUAUUCUUGUUUCAUUACGACCGAGUGUGAUAUUACGUUUCUUUUUGUACAGUAAAUUAAGAAGACUUAUUACAUGAAAUAUAUAUCCAAUCAUCCAUUUAUUAUGUUA